Molecule: messenger RNA, 7313 nt
Organism: Meriones unguiculatus (Mongolian gerbil)
Lineage: Eukaryota; Metazoa; Chordata; Mammalia; Rodentia; Muridae
Gene: Epm2aip1
Product: EPM2A interacting protein 1
Exons: 1
Coding region: 112-1932 (606 amino acids)
Biological process (GO): response to insulin; positive regulation of glycogen biosynthetic process; positive regulation of glycogen (starch) synthase activity
Source: RefSeq, a predicted model, not a curated record
GCCCUGCACGGGUGAUAUUGCGCAGAACCCAGGGGGUGCUUGGCGCUCGUCGGGCUCCUCCCCGUCUUCUGCGGCCUCCGAGCUCCGCAUUAUCCUGUGGCCUUCCGCAGAAUGUGGAUGACGCCCAAGAGGAUUAGGAUGGAAGUGGACGAAGCUCUGGUGUUCCGGCCCGAGUGGACCCAGCGUUACUUGGUGGUGGAGCCUGCGGAGGGCGACGGGGCCCUGUGCCUGGUGUGUCGCCGCCUGGUCGCCUCUACUCGGGAACGCGACGUGAGGCGCCACUACGAGGCCGAGCACGAGUUCUACGAACGGUUCGUAGGGGACGAGGAGCGCGCGGCCCUGGUGGAGCGGCUGCGGCAGGGCGACAUGUCAUUGGCCGCCGUGCUCACUCCGGAGGAGAGAGCGACGCGGGCAGGCCUCGGCCUCUGCCGCUUCUUGGCCUUGAAGGGUCGCGGCUGGGCCGAGGGAGACUUCGUACACCAGUGCAUGGAGGUGUUGCUGAGGGAGGUGCUGCCGGAUCACGUCGGCGUCCUGGAAGGCAUUGAUUUGUCUCCGGAGAUCACGCGGCAGAGGAUUCUGAGCAUUGACAGCAAUCUCCGUAGCCAGCUCUUUAAUCGAGCCAGGGACUUUAAGGCCUAUUCUCUUGCCUUGGAUGACCAGGCUUUUGUGGCCUAUGAGAACUACCUCCUGGUCUUCAUCCGUGGCGUUGGCCGCGACCUGGAGGUGCAAGAAGAUCUUCUGACGAUUAUCAACCUGACUCAUCACUUCAGUGUUGGGGCUCUCAUGUCGGCAAUUCUGGAGGCUCUGCAGACAGCGGGACUCAGCUUACAGCGGAUGGUUGGAUUGACCACGACCCACACUUUAAGGAUGAUUGGUGAGAACUCGGGACUGGUCUCCUAUAUGAGAGAAAAGGCUGUGAGCCCCAACUGUUGGAACGUUAUCCACUAUUCGGGAUUCCUCCACUUGGAACUCUUGAGUUCUUACGAUGUUGAUAUUAAUCAGAUCAUAAAUACCAUAUCCGAAUGGGUAGUUAUGAUUAAGACCAGAGGUGUUAGGCGACCGGAGUUUCAGCCUUUACUAACUGAAUCUGAAUCAGAGCAUGGUGAAAGAGUUAAUGGACGGUGUUUGAACAACUGGCUGAGAAGAGGCAAAACGUUAAAACUAAUAUUUUCACUAAGAAAAGAAAUAGAGGCCUUCUUGGUUUCGGUGGGGGCGACAACAGUCCACUUCUCAGACAAGCAGUGGCUUUGUGAUUUUGGCUUCUUGGUGGACAUUAUGGACUAUCUCCGAGAGAUCAGUGAAGAACUCCAGAUGAGUAAAGUGUUUGCUGCCGCCGCCUUUGAACACAUCUGCACCUUUGAGGAUAAGCUGAGUUCACUUCAGAGACAGAUGGACGAAGUAAAUCUAACAGACUUUCCUGCCUUCAGCAUCAUCGUUGAUGAGCUUAGGCAGCAGUUUAAGGAAGAUCAAAAAAUAUUUGAUCCGGACAGAUAUCAAAUGGUGAUCUCCCGCCUACAAAAAGAUUUCGAGAGACAUUUUAAGGACCUCAGGUUCAUUAAAAAGGACUUAGAACUUUUCUCUAAUCCGUUUAGCUUUAAACCUGAAUAUGCGCCCAUUUCAGUAAGAGUGGAGCUAACAAAACUUCAGGGGAGCACUGACCUGUGGAAUGAAUACAGAGUCAAAGACUUGGGACAGUUUUAUGCUGGGCUGUCUGGUGAAGCUUACCCAAUUAUCAAAGGGGUGGCCUAUAAGGUGGCCUCCCUGUUUGAUAGUAACCAAAUCUGUGAUAAGGCCUUUGCGUAUUUAACUCGGAACCAGCACACGUUGAGCCAGCCACUGACGGAUGAGCACCUCCAAGCACUAUUUCGAAUUGCCACAACUGAAAUGGAUCCUCGCUGGGAUGAUCUUGUGAGAGAAAGAAAUGAUUCCUAAGCCUUUGUAGGACAAGAAGAAUUCGACCUGAAGAGGGAAAGUUAGAUUUUCUUUCGCCUUUAUUAAUUUGGAUGGUCGGGAAGCAUUGAACUUAUUACAGAUAUCUAAAUUGAUAAACAUUGAAAUCUUUCUGACAAGUUGCCUUUCCCCAUCUCAUUUGGCAACACGGGACUAAAACAUAAGAAUACCACCUUUAAAAAACUUAGUUUAAUGGAAAAGUCAUUGCCUUUUACUUUUAUGUUGUAACUGGUUUUCAACAAGUUUGGUAUUGGUAUUGUAAGUUGAACUAGAAGUCUGGUUUUAAGAUGUUCUGAAGACAUAUGCCAAAAGUUUCAGCUCUUACUUUGACACAGUGUAAAGAGUAUGAUACAUGGUUUGAAAUUACCAACUCUUUAAAAGUGUCUUUCAGUCAGUUUACAGAAACUCAUAUCAAAUAGGUUUCUGAAAAGGAAAAACAUACACAGUGGAGAUAUUCUGUCUAGCUAACAGAACUUUAAGAUUAUUUUUUAAAGCAUUCUGAGUCAGAAGUAAAUACUGGCAGUUUCAGCCCCCACCCCCACCAACCCAGUUGAUGGUGAAAUUAUGGAUAGAGAAAAAAAAAUCAAAAAUUUGGUUGGAGCAGCAAGAAUUAUUUUAAGAUUCUGAUUUAGGAGGCUUCUUAGAUCAGGAAUUAAGAAUAACUGAUUAUUGGUGGUUUGCUCCUUAUUUUUUCACAACUAGGGGCAAUUUUUUUCAGCUAUCCGAGGACCAUGGUAAGUAUGGACUCUUAACCAUUGCCAAUCAGUAAUUCUUUUUUCUACUCUAGACAGAACUUUGGCCCUAUCAAAACAAUAAGGCGGGGAAGACUUUUACACUUCAGGAUCAGGGUUAUGAGAGGUUUUUGCUUGUUUAUCGGCUAGUAAAUCUAUUAAUGUUUUAUAAUGAAACUAUACUUAAGAGAGACACCUGAUUUUGAAAUGAUGGGUGUCAGGUUUUGUUAGCUUCUGGUAAUAGGUUUCCUCUAGAAUUUAGAACUGUCUUACACAUUUAAUAAUUAAGGCAGUGCUCAAGUAAGAACAUUUAAAUCUCAAGAAGCCGCUUAUCCACAGACUGUAAUAAUUCUUAUUUCCAGAGACGUUGGUUUUGUUCUGUAACGUUACCACACAUGGUGGCUGUGGAAGAGUCAGCCGUGCGGUGUAGCUCAAGGUGGAACCCUGAUCUCAAAGCAGCACCUGAUUCAUAACUCGCCCUCAAGUACAGUCCAAAAGCUGUUGCGCUACUUUCUGUCCUAAAUACUGCGGCACAUUAGCGUGCUGCGCAUUCGAGGAGCCUGAUUACAACUAAGAAUUUAGAAGGAGCUGAUGCCUAAGCCACACGAGCCUAAAAACCAAAGUUAGGUCAGUGGUUCUCAACCCAAGGAAGAAACCCUGGCUCCCAGAGAAUGCUGGGGAGUAUGUAGGGGCACCUUGGUGGGGCAUCAGAAAUAAGGGGCAUCUUAUUUCCUGGAGGGUUUUGCUGGCAUGUAAGCUUAAACAUUUCUCCUUCCUGCGGUGUUCAGACAGCCUGAUGCCAUGAAGAGUCACCUACCCCUCCGAAAGUGCCAGUACCCUCCACCCAAGUAUACAUUACCUUAUUUCAAGCGACAGGGAACUCUCCAGCAGAAGCUGAUGGUGUGCUGGAUAGGGAAGCCUAGUGCCAGCGGCUCACGGGAGAAAAGUGAGGAACAGGUUGACAGUUUGCUUAUCAAAGAAUAAGCUUAAAAACCUGGGAAACAGAUGGAGUCUGCUGGUGGCUUCCCAGUAGCUUUGUGUAUUACCUUUCACAGCAAAUAUCUCAGAUACUUUUACUAUUUGGGAGAAUGAUCGGAGCCCUGAAAGCUGCUGCUUUCACUUUCUAGUCUCCUAAAUGUUAAUAUCUUGUGCAUUCAAGUUCUCAGCGGUUUGCUUAAGGUGAUAAUACAAUUAGUUUGCAUCAUGUAGCCACUGUGUGAGUAUGGGGGAGAUAUAACUAAGCUAAGGAUUUUUUUAAUUGACCCUCAGCAAUAGUUUGCUGUGACUAGUCUUGUUUGUUUGUUUAAGCAGUGGUUCUCAACCUUCAUAAUGCUGCGGCCUUUUUGUACAGUUCCUCAUUUUUUGGUGACUCCCAACCAUAAAAUUAUUUUGUUGUUACUUCAUAACUAUAAUUUGCUACUGUUAUAAAUCGUAAUGUAAAUAUCUGAUAUCCGAGCUCCCUAUAGUCAUGGCCCAUAGGUUGAGAACUGCUGGUUUAAGGUGUUUUGCUGUUUUCUGUAUUUCUGUAAGUAACUGUAGCUGCAUGGCUCUUUUUCUUUCUUUUUUCUUUUUAAAUAUAUAGUUGUCACUAGUCCUGUGGUUUCAGUGAAUAUAGUUAAAAUAAGUGCCAUUUAAGAACAAACUAAAAAACAUCAACUCUUGUGUCCGUAACUGUUCCUUCCAUUUCUCUCAUUCCCACUAGUUCAAAUAUAUGUUUGUCCAGCCUCCCGUAUAACCUUCCAGCCAGAUCACUCACUUUCAGUGUCUUCAGUCUUUUUCCCUCCUGGAAAUGAUCUUAGCAUUGCCCAGACACCACCUCCAGUGAGAGCAGUCACCUUUUCCUAAAGUAUGCCUGCCUUGUUGCUUUCUUUGCUUUUUUUUUUUUUUAGCCUUCCUAUUCGCCCUUGCUUCAUUUCCCUACACUACUUCCUUAGUUGCUCUCUUUCUGUGAUUUCAUUUACCACCUGAAUGCUCAUAUUUCUAAAUUCUUAUCCCCUCCAUUUCCCACUAAAUCCUAGUUACCGAUAUCGCUGACACUGCUCUCUCACAGGCCUUACAACACAUCUUGGCUCUUUCUCCCAAACCUGCUCUUCCCCAGUUUUUCCUUCAGCAGAUGGCUUUACGGUUGCCCUCACCCAAGCCAGAAACUGAAUCAACUCACUCCGCUGCUUUCACCAUUGUUGUCAGAAUAGAUAGAAUACGAACUUCUGUUCAUCUUGCAGAUCUUGGUUCAUAGAUAUCUGAGAAGCUUCAGUGGUGCCCUUUAGGCUGGGUACCCAGCUACACUUGCUGAACAUCCUUGUCCUUUCUACUUAGUGUUUCUUACUGUGUUUUGGUCAUUGCUAAACUGGAACAGUGAAGUCUAACGCGUUGUUUCAUCUCUAAUGAGUAGUGCAAUGCCUGGCAUUUGGAUAAAUGCUUAGGCAAAUAAAUACUUUUGUAUGUGUUUUUUUAAUGAGCUUUGAAACCUUCACAGCCUUCAUUUGACCUUUACAGACAUCCUGCCUGUUCACUGACUAGUUCUUAGCCAUGUAUUAAAAAUUAAGAAAUUAAACUCACCUUAUUUGUGAGUAGGAACUUCAUUAUUGUGUUUCUUGAAUUUAGUGCAGUGCUCAGCAUGUGGUUCAAAUACUAUGUGAAUGUUGUUAAGAAAACAGAUUGUAAUUUACUGUAGUAAAUUAGUAGUGUCAAGAUUCAAACCUAGGUGUACUAUCAAAUCUACUUCAUAGUGUUAAGUAUAUCCAUAAGACAGUCUUUUUAUUUAUUUAUUUAUUUUAAAUUUCCAAAGGAACCUACAUACAGAGGGAAAAGAUUGGAUAACUGCUUAGAUUGAACUGCGUUCAGUAAUCUAAAAAUUACCUUCAGUAUUGGAGAAGGACAAUGCUGCAAAGACUUAAUAUCCAUUUUUCCUUUUGUAGGCAUCAACCCUAGGAGAAAAUGGCAUCCUAUUUAGUAGUUACUUUCCUUUGCAGAUGGUUUCUGGCUCUUCUGGAAUUUAAAAGUAAGUAAACCUAUUUAUGAGAAGGAUGUCUUAGCCCUUUGACUACAAGAUCCUCAGCUCAUUAUUUUUUUUACAUGUGGAGUGCCCAUAUCAUCUCCCAAGGAGAAAACCCUAGAUGAAAUCCAUUUAACAGGGACUCUUUUUAGAUUUGCUGUAUUUCCUGGCUUUCUUGUUUCAUGCUUCUGAAUUUCAUUUCUAGGUAACUGAGACUUUUCAGUCUUAAGUCAGAAAGCCAGACCCUUAGUCUCUUUCAUUAAGCCAUUUUGCCCAAUUUAAGAGAUGAGCUAGUAUCUUUCUCUUAGUUGGACUUAGAGUUUUAGGAAGUCACAUUAACUUAAUUCACUCUGAGGUCUUGGUAGGAGAUACAGCAGUACAGAGAUUGAUCCUUGUUGCAAAACUAGGUUUCCAUCAACCUUUGGGUUAAAGAGUUUCUCAUUUUUAUCUUGUAUUUGAAAAGUUGCUUCAUCCUACACUGUAAGUACUUUAUAAACAUGCUAUCAUUUCUGCCUUGAAACUGACCCAAUACUCAGUUCAUGUCCUAUACAUUUUGUCAAAUGCAGCCAACAGCCACCAAUACCACAAAAUAAUUUUUUCUUCUUUAAUAAAAGGUAGAUGUCUUGUCUCCCAGGUCAUCUCAAGGGGUGCUCCAGGGUAGUUUACUUUUCUAUCUUCCAGUAGCAAUCUUUCUGAAUGCCUCCCAACUAAUCACUAAAUGACAUCUUUAGUCUUUUAGUUCUUCUGGAUCAGGAUUGGUGAGGUUGCUAUGAGGUCAAUUAACUAUGGAAGUUUAGUGUCUCAACAACUUGUCUGUGGCACUUGUCACAUGGGGAGGGGCUGGUAGACUACAGCCCGAGUCUGUCCUGAGGAAGGGUUUUGGGAAUACAGCCAUGUUCACUGUGGACUGCCAUGGCUGCUUCCCUCUUCACUCGCAGAGUUGACUAGUUAAGACACAGGGUGUGACACAAGCUAAAAUACUUCAUAGAAAAGUUCACUAAUUCCUGCUUCAAAUUGCCCCUGUCCUGGAGCUCAGGACAAAGCAGAUACUCAUUAGGAGUUGGCUGCUCACUUUGGGGAGUGAGAAGAGAAAGUUUGGCAGAUAACGGAGGCUCUGAAAGCCCGCAGCCACACCAGAGUUGAAGGAGAAGUGCGAUCCAUCCAUACAGCUGGGAGGAAAAUGAACUAUUCGGAAGAGAACACUCUGGUUAUGGUAGUUCUGUGCCCCUAGUUCUGCCUGUGCUUUUCAUUGAGAUAAAAGUUUACAAGUAUUAAGUGUCCAACUCAGUGGGGUUUUUAUAAUCGCCUGUGAAUGCACCGCUCAGAUCAAGGUAUAAAGAUUUCUGUCCCUCCAGUAGGCGCCCUUUGCCUCUCACACCGAGAGAGAUGUUGGUCUGACCCUUAUUGCCCGUAGUUUUGCCUGUUUUAAAUCUAUAUCAAGUGGAAUUAUAUACAUUUUUUGUAUCUUUUGUUCUCUCUAUGUCUGCUAUAGUAAUCCGUGUUAUGGACUGUAAGAUUUCACUUCUCACUUCUGUGUCGUAGUCCAUUCGUUGGACCAGCUAACCCAUUCAAUGUUGAUGAGUAUUUGGAUCAUUUCCAAUUUGUGGUCAUUAUGAAUAAAGUUGCUAUUAAAAGCC